AUGCUGAUUCUGAAUGCAACAGUCGAUCUAUUGUAUGUCAUCGAUACCGCUUUGUCAAUACCGGUAUGCUCAAAAUUGAAACGAGAAAACGACGGUAUCACUUUUUCAGAAUGUUGUUUUUUCCUCAGGCGUCAUUUUCAUCCUAUGGGAGAACCCGAUCGUCCAUCGCCGUUCAUUCGAUGUCUACACAUGCCUUAUGGUUCAGACCUUCUUCAUCUACCUCUCGGUCCUCAUUCUGCCUAUUCAGUUCAUCUAUCGGUACAGUGUGAUCUCUUCGAAUGGGUACACCUUCUCCACGGUGCUCAAGGUUCUUGCCGGCUGUUUUGCUUACUUGACUAUUCAUUGUUCCUUUUUGUCCUAUACAUAUCAAUCACCCGCUCCCGUGUAUGAUGCCAUUCUGAGAGGUCAAGGAGUUGCGGAGGAGGAUUUGAUCUACGUGGCGGGAGAUAAGGUGAGUAUUUUGAAUACAGAUUUCUAGCAGAAAGGACUAGUAAACUAUUAGACAGACUGAAGAAUUUUUUGAUCUUAUUGCCAAAUUAAAAUUUUGACUUCUUGCUCCAGUGCCAACGGAAAUUGUUUCGCUUGAUUCUCAUGUUGAAAGCAAUGGCAUUCGUUUCUUAAACCGUAUACCGGUGUAUGCCAUGUGUACCAUUUAAUUCCACUUUUUAUGUCUGUGCUCGAACGUAGCCAGAGUUGCGUUUGUAGUCAACAAAAAUAUUUUUAGGAAAUCAUUUCCAUUGAAUUCAAAACACGCAAAGUUCUUCCACUUUUUUGAUAAAUUUGACGUGUUUCUAAAUACAGUAUACAACUAUUUUAAUUAGCUGAACAGUAAAUAGCAUCGCGGCAAUUUGCUCGUCAUUUGUAAGACAUGUAUUACCUAACAUUCACUUUGGUUACUUUAUAACAAUCCUUCCUUCGCAACAAAUUUAAUAAGAUUACGUUUUUUAGGAUGCAAACUGGUGGUUAAUUCCGCACUUUGGAAGUUGUAUGCUGAUGACCGUGGCAAGCUACACAACGAUAAUCGUAGUCUACAUCAAGACACAAAAGGUCCUUCAACAAUUUGAAGCUCAUAUGACCGUUUCAACUAGGCGGGCUCAGCGUCAAAUGACCAGAAUCAUCCUUCUUCAAGCCUUUUAUCCAGUAGUUCUUCUCUGUUUUCCCAGCUUCUUCAUGGCGUUUGGGCCGUUGAUUAAUGUCAAGUCGGACUAUCUAGGGAUAGUCUGCGAAAUCAGCGUUCAUCUGAUACCAAUUUUGAAUUCUAUAGCAGUCGUAUCCUGCAUCCCAUCGUAUCGGCGGGUCACUUGGAGGAUAAUUCAAGUAAUAAUGCGUUGCAAUGACGUAGCGCCGUUGGAAAAUUCGAAUAUCCACAGUAGUACCAAGCCUACGAAACAUAUCUCGCAACUGAGUUGAGCAGCAAUUCAAACCGCGUCUACAGCAAAUAUGUAAUCGAAAAUUUUAAUUGUAAUUUGUGCCAAGUAUCUCUUCUGUCAAAUUCGGGUGGAAGGUUGAUUUUUAAUACCGCCUCUCCUGUGAUUGCAAUUUGCUUAUUGCAUCGUUUACCUUGUGAAAUAGACCGUCUUAUAAACCAUGCUGAUCUCAAAGCAAUAAUGUAUCAUAAUCAUCGUAAUCAUCAAAAUAAUUUAUUCAAUAUACAUAUGAACCUUUCGAAUAAAACUUAUAUUUAAUAUUUUGUGUGCAACAUAACGCAGCAUUUCCUUCAAAGAUCCAAGCCCCUUCCCAAGGUGCUAAUAGCAUGCCAUAUGCUAUUUAAAGCUUAUGUUUCCAGCAGCUCAAACAGCCGAUGUCCUUUCAAGGAAAAUACACAAAGCGAGUGGACAAUGAGAGCGCCGGAUGCGGGAAAAGAAAGCCGAACAAACAUUUCAACGCCCCACCAACACAUUCGCAAUACAACAUCCAAUAUGCGGUUGUUGAAGCCGAAUUUCCCAUAGGGCCAUUCUGCGAAGGUCGAGUUUUGAUGGGACGAAGAUAA
This is a messenger RNA of Bursaphelenchus xylophilus (pine wood nematode), 1990 nucleotides long. The record is from the annotation of a GenBank genome assembly. NCBI's taxonomy places the organism in Eukaryota, Metazoa, Nematoda, Chromadorea, Rhabditida, Aphelenchoididae.